Dacryopinax primogenitus is the source of this 1433-nucleotide messenger RNA. RefSeq names its product Dus-domain-containing protein. The transcript has 4 exons. NCBI's taxonomy places the organism in Eukaryota, Fungi, Basidiomycota, Dacrymycetes, Dacrymycetales, Dacrymycetaceae. Gene Ontology annotation, biological process: tRNA processing. Gene Ontology annotation, molecular function: flavin adenine dinucleotide binding; tRNA dihydrouridine synthase activity. The record is from RefSeq and is a predicted model, not a curated record. Bases 47 to 1399 code for a protein of 450 amino acids.
CAAUACCGGCAGGGCAAUAUUCCGCGUUCUAUCUUUUCUCAAUCCUAUGGUCGAUGUGAUGCUCAGGGAUGGUGGGAGUGGGAGUACUAGCAGGAAGCUGGGCGGGUAUGAGUUCUAUAGAGAGGUGCUGGGAUCACCGAAAUUUGUCGUGGCCCCGAUGGUCGAUCAGAGUGAACUGGCUUGGCGCAUACUUUCCCGGAAAUAUGGCGCUCAACUAGUCUACACUCCGAUGAUCAGCGCAAAAACGUUUGCCGUUCCCCACGCAGGCGACAAGUUCCGCAAAAAGGUAUUCGACAUGAUACACGGCGAAGAAGGGGGUGCAGAAGACCGACCCUUGAUCGUUCAGUUUUGUGCCAACGAUCCUGAGGCCCUUCUCGCUGCUGCGCAGAUCGUAGAGCCGUUCUGUGAUGCGGUGGAUAUCAACUUGGGCUGUCCGCAGGAUAUUGCGAGGAAGGGGCGGUACGGAUCAUUCUUGCAGGAUGACUGGGAUCUUGUGUACUCUCUAAUCAACAUUCUGCACGAAAACCUCAGAAUCCCGGUCACAGCCAAAUUCCGUGUCUUGCCCAGCGUGGAGCGCACUGUCGCAUACGCUCAGAUGAUGGAGCGAGCUGGCGCGCAAAUACUUACGUGCCACGGCCGCACACGCGAUCAACGAGGGCACAAUUCCGGUCUCGCAGACUGGGCCCAGAUCGCCGCUGUCAAGCGCGCCGUCUCCGUCCCCGUGUUCGCUAAUGGCAAUGUGUUGUAUUGGGAGGACGUCGAGCGUUGUCUGGAGGCGACAGGCGCGGACGGAGUCAUGAGUGCUGAAGGGAACUUGUACAACCCAGCCCUGUUUGCGCGUACGAACCCCGCGCACUGGACACUUGCGCUUGAAUACCUGGAGAUUGUGAAACAGCUAAAGACACGCACGCCGCCGAGCGCGAUCAAGGGACAUGUGUUUAAGCUCCUGAGACCGGCUUUGGAGGGGAAUAAGGAUUUGAGGAAUAAGAUAGGGGCGAUAUCGGGCAGGGGAGAGUUGGAGGACGUCGUGAAAGAGUACGAGGACGUAGUGCGAGAAUUUGGGGAACGGAUGGAGAGAGACGCAGGCGCGGCAGGUGAUGCUGAGGAAGGGAAAAUAGGACCACUCCUGGAUGGGAAACGGCAUAUCCCGCACUGGCUGGCGCAGCCUUACUUUCGCCCUGGUCCGCCACCAGCGCAACAAAAGCCAGCAGCAGUCAAGGCUCCCCCAGCGAGUGCAUUGCCGCCUUUAUCAACGGGCGGGGAGCAGAGUGCGUUGCCAGCGCCUCUUGCCGAGGUGGAGAUGGGGCCGGACAAGCCAGAGAGGGAGGAAUUGAAAAGGAAGAACAGCAGCUUGGAGGAGCGGGAAGCUAAGCGCGUGCGGGAGGUGUCGCCUGUGUAGAGUGUAGACGUGUAUCUUAGACUGUCACUGCAGU